Molecule: messenger RNA, 2206 nt
Organism: Prionailurus viverrinus (fishing cat)
Lineage: Eukaryota; Metazoa; Chordata; Mammalia; Carnivora; Felidae
Product: translation initiation factor IF-2-like
Exons: 4
Coding region: 1-1278 (425 amino acids)
Source: RefSeq, a predicted model, not a curated record
AUGGCAGCGGAGGCCGCGCAGGACAACAGCAGCGUAGAGAGACAUAACGCGAACAGCAACCUCGCAGCUCCUGGGAGAGAGAGAGGGGCCGGACGGCGGGGCCGCAGCGGGGAGCUGCAAGGAGCCGACGUCGGGAGUCCGGGGGGCCGGGGUCUCCGGCGGGGUCGGGCCCGGGGUGGGGGCGCCGGACGGCGGGGCCCAACGGGCCGCGGCCUGACAGAGCCGAGGCGGCGGGGACCCCGCGAGGCGGCCGGACCGGGCCGCCCCCAGCUCAGGCCUCCCGCGCGCGCCCCGCUCCCCCCGAAACUUCUCCCGGAGCCCGCGCCGGCCUUCCCGCAGCCGCCGGCCUCUCCCGGCGCACACACGCACUCUCGGACGAGCCAACUCACCCGGACCCCGGGGAACUCAUCGUCCAGCCCUCGGCGCGGAGCGGGGUGGGCGCGGCGAGCCGCCGGGGCGCGGCGGGGGCCCGACUCGGCCUCCGCCCUCGGCGUGCAGCGGCCCCGGCCCGGUCGCCCCUCGAGCGGCCGUGCGAUCCUCGUCUCGCGCGGACGGACGCGCCGGAGCCCGAGCCUUCCUGCCCUUUCUCCCCGCCCUCCUCCCUCCUCCUUCGCCGAGAGCCAGCAGGCGGAUUCCAAUCUCGGCAGCCGCCGCCGCCGCCGCCACUGCCGCCGCCGCCGACACUCGCAGGGGUGGGGGGGGCGGCGCGGGCGCGGGGGCCUGGGGGAGGGGCGGGCCUCCGCGGGACUCGGCGCCGCGCGCGCGCACUGGGAAGACGCCCGCCCCGCCCCGGACACGAAAGGAGCCGAGCGCGCGGCGGAAGCGCCCGAAGGGUCCCCGAGGUCCGGCGCCCCGCUGCCGGGGAAGAGGGCCCGCAGCCGGCAAGGGGGCGCCGGGCUGCGGUGGGGGGACUUCUCCUCCGCGCGGCCCCACCGGCCCCUCCCCACCAGGCAGCCCUACCGCCGCCGUGGCAGGGCCGGCUGGUCUGCGGGAGCCGCGACCCACCGACGCCGCGUGCGGGACGCACAUGACGGAGCGCGGUGGAGGAGCGCGGACACCGUCUGGGCCCUCCCGCGUCCCUUCGCGUGGACCCCCUCUGCAACACGCUCUAAUGCUCCACGUGGGCGCCAGCACUCACACGCCACGGCGGGGAAUUGCCGGGUCGUGGUAGUGGUCGUGGCGACAAAGAAAGGGAAAUGUAGCCACACCGCUUCCAUUAUCCACCCACCGCUCCCCGGCUUCUUGGUCUGGGCUCUCUGCCGGGGUGCCGAGGCCUAGGUAGGCAGGCGCAGGUGGGCGGGCUCCGAGGGAGCGGCUGGGGGAAGAGGCCUCUCCGCGUGGACCCCCGCAGCUCCGAGCCCCGGCUGUCCCCGGCCCUGUGACCUACCGAGCCGGUGAACUCCUAAAGCAGAAGAGGAGCGGCGGCGUUACCCCGGGCCAGCUGAAGUCCGCGGACUAUAAAUAUUGCUCGCUCCUCUACUUUGGCUCACUCUUAGGACCUUGCGUGCCCUCCGGAGUCCCGUUCCCUCCUUUUGGAAAAUGCAAAUAAUUGUCACUACUCCUUUUCUUCCAUUUCCCUUCAUUUGGGGAAAACGUAUUCAGUGUCCUGCAUGUGAAGAAAGAACAUAGGCUCCCUUUUAACAACCAAAUGUGACCUUAAUCAUUUUGCUUUAAAAUGCUUACUUAACUCAAACUAUCACCAACAUUUGAAAGAAGUUUGAAGACUCAAGACUAUUUCAAUAAACAUUUCAAUAAUUGCUAGAUCAACUCAGCUCCUACAUUUUCAAAACGUCGGCCAAAAUGGCAAAUGAGUACGUAUCGGUCCAUCUUUCCCUUCCAGCAGUCAACACAACUGUACAUAAUCAGUGUGCUGCACUUAAAGGAACAUUUGUGAAGGACGGCGCAGCUCGGAGGUGGGAGGUCCUACCAACACUUGCGUUUUUACCGAGGCUGGCAGAACGCAAGGUUCCUCCUCCCCAUCCAGAGUUUGGGCAUGUUCUCAGCCCAUCCUGCCAUCCUGUUUCAGACACUGUCUCUCCUUUCUUGUCCACAGGUCAUUAAGCCUGUUGGGGGAAGGGGUGCUGAGGAAGACUUCAUAAGUGAGCAGUCACGGGAUUGGGAGUGAAAUACAUGCACAAGACCGAACAUUCAUGCUCACGAACUUCAUGAAGCAAAACAAAGGCUCGACACAACCCGGAGUCGCUUU